Messenger RNA from Lingula anatina, 2166 nucleotides. RefSeq lists its product as uncharacterized. The record is from RefSeq and is a predicted model, not a curated record. NCBI's taxonomy places the organism in Eukaryota, Metazoa, Brachiopoda, Lingulata, Lingulida, Lingulidae.
AGAUAUCUAUCGAUUCUAUAAUGACUUCUAGCGAGGUCUUGAGUGACAAUACAGCAAUUGAGGCCACUUCUAUUGUGACAGUGACUCAGACAACAGGAUCCGUUCCGUCAAUCACGGAGGCACGGUCAACGGUUGCCGUAACUACUGCCCCAGUUCAUGCUACUACAAGCGUUUCCGUGUGUAACGACAUCCCGUUUGUCAUUAAUGCAGAACGAAUCGGAAAUGACACCGGUGUGAAUUCUACAGUGACUUAUGUUUGCGACACAGGGUACCGUUUUCCGUCAAUGGAAAAGGAGCAGACGAUCACUUGCACAGAAAAUGGCACGUGGUCAAAGAUGGCGCUUCCUCCAUGUUCAGUUGUAAUCUGCCAAGAAAACGAGCUUCAAAACAUCACAAACGUGAACACGGUAAUCUAUACAGAACCAACCGUAUAUAACACGUUGGUUACAUAUUAUUGCAAGAAUGGAACAGUUUUCCCGGAAGGUGGAACGAAAAGGAUCGGUAGAUGCUCCGACUCGGGUCAAUGGGUUCCGAAUAUCAAAGCAUGUGGAGCCACUGGAAGCACUUUGCCAAAGGCCAGCGUCGGGUCGACUCCUCCCCUUGAAGCCGAGGGAGCAGAAUACAUCGGCUCUUUCGCCAUAAUCAUCCUUGUGGCAGUUUGCGGCACGAUCGUGUUACUGGACCUGUUAACUUUGCAAAGACAUCUACGCUAUUUGCAUAGGAACGUUCGACAUACAGAAUGGUUCCGCAGAUGUUUUGGAAAGAAAGCUAAGAAACGUAAAACAAUGGCGUACCAAGAAACAGCGGUUCCGAAGAAAAAAACUUAAGGAUGAAAUGAAAGAACGAUAUAUAUACAAGUAGCUGCAGGCCGACAUGAAUACCUAAAUUCUUAAAUUAUCCGACAUUUCAUUAUACUUCGUUAUAACCUAAAACAUGACAAACGAACGACCUCUAAAUUUAACGCGAGAAGACAGACUUCGAGCAGAUAUAGCGAAAUAUUCAUUCCGUAAUUGUAGACAUACAUGAACUGAUAUUUUCAUUUACAGUAUUAUCUAGGGAAGGACUCCAUUUUGAAACAAGAUACCAGGGGAACUUUAAAUUUCCAGUUAAAAAAACUUUGCUUAAAAGAGGAAAAUAUGAAAAAAUGACAUCCCUAAAGAGGAAAAAAAAGCUACACGUAUAAAUGUGACAUAAGACUAUAUAAAGGAUGAAUAUCAAUCUAAUUUAUUUGCCACGAUACAGAAUUAUCUAUACAAUGUAAUCUAUUUCUUGUGAGGACCAGGAGUGCACCUCUCUCAUCCUCUCUUUUAUUUCUUGUCAUUGUUUUUCAUCCAAUAACUGUGAUAUUUUCUACAUUUUUUUCUUUUUUAUUAGUUAAACAUAAAAACAGAUCAUAUGCAAAUCCUAUGUUAAUUUAUUAUCGCACAAUAUCCACGAAGAUAUAAAAGUAAAAAUAAAGAAGAAGAAGAACAUUAAAUAUACUGGUAAGUGCAAGUUCAUCUGCCGUGCGAUUGUUAUAUUACCACACAUAAGUUUAUCAGUAGUAAAAAAAACUCCUAGCAUUGUUUGUGGAUACACAUUUACAUUUCCUAGAGAUUUCAACUCCAAUAAAAUAAAAUUUAACCAAAGAUGCGAUUGGUCAUUCAUGCAUAUGGAAAUCAUGUCAAGGAUUAGUCUAUAUAUUUUUCUCUCAGUUCUGAGUAACGCUUGCCAAAAUACAUCUUGACAAGAACCGUGGACGUACUUUUGUGCACAAGUUUCACAUUUGAUUCCAGAUUUGUUUUUUAUAUAACUCUCAAUCUUGAUAAAUGCUCCAAUUAUGUAUAAGUUAAAUGGAUAUUCAUAAACAUCAAUCCACACGUACAGUUUACAUUUUGUUCAAUGUUGUCACAAAAACAAAAAUGAAAAACUUCAUACUAUUUCCCUGAGAUACUACAAAGCAUGUGCCAGCUUCAGACGCUAAUCUGCCUCCCCGUUUAAAUACAUUGUAAUCAAAUGAUUCAAUUAAUUAAAUUUUCCAUCGAACAAGUAAGUAAUCACCUGUCCUUUGGAAAUUACAGUAGGUUGGACGGAUUGUUUGAUUUUGCAGCUGAAUGUUGUUGUUAGUUAUUUCUCUAAAUGUUUGCCAGCAUUAUUGGCGGGUUAUUUUUCGUCUUUAUGAUUGAA